Messenger RNA from Penicillium soppii, 1752 nucleotides. Its product is annotated as asparagine synthetase domain-containing protein. Gene Ontology annotation, molecular function: asparagine synthase (glutamine-hydrolyzing) activity. The transcript has 2 exons. Bases 1 to 1752 code for a protein of 583 amino acids. The record is from RefSeq and is a predicted model, not a curated record. Lineage: Eukaryota; Fungi; Ascomycota; Eurotiomycetes; Eurotiales; Aspergillaceae.
AUGUGUGGGAUAUUUUUCUCGCUGAGUUCAUCCAAUCCCACAUCGCCAACUCAGGAGACUUGCGAGCUACUUCAAAAGCGAGGACCCGACAGCCAUAAGACGCAUACAUUACAAACAGAUAUUGAAGCGCAAAAUGGAGAAUCCCUGCCCCUUUCCUACUACCUCACUUUCACAUCCACAGUGCUUUCGCUGAGAGGUGAUCAUGUGUACUCACAGCCACUCGUAGACUCAAAAACCCAGUCCGUCCUCUGCUGGAACGGAGAGGCCUGGAAGAUUGCCGGGGAGCGUUUGCAAGACAAUGAUACCGAGCAGAUUUUCAACUUGUUUUUGCAGGCUGUGGGCAAUGAUCCUACAGACUCUGUUAUAAAUAUAGUCGAGGCAAUCUCAAGUAUUUCCGGGCCAUUUGCCUUCGUUUUUUAUGAUGCAGUCAACUCAAGACUCUUCUACAGCAGGGAUUGUUUGGGGAGGCGAUCUCUCCUUGAGGGCUUUGAUGAAUAUGGAAACUUGAAAAUCUGCAGCGUUUGCGACAGCGCCUCAGUCGAUUACUUCAAGGAAGUGGGCACUGAGGGCGUUUAUGCAAUUGACCUAAAGCGCUAUCAUGACCCUUCCAUGUCUCCCAGAGAGUUGUAUCAAACCAAAACCAUACCGUGGAGCUCUGAUCCUACGCCGUCAGUCGGCCAUCUUAGAAAAUCAAUCCCACCCAUGAACACAUCAUUGCCAACAGAGCAACCUCCUGCAUUAACAACAGACUCGGUAUUUGUCAAAGAGCUCGAGUACAAUCUGCGCCAAUCACUAGAACUGCGAAUUCAGAAUAUUCCAAACCCUCCAGACUAUGUCGCAGGCCAAAGUGCAAAGACCGCCGUCCUGUUUUCUGGUGGCCUAGACUGCACGCUCCUAGCCAGACUCUCGCACGACAUUCUCCCACAAAACGAACCCAUCGAUCUUAUUAACGUGGCAUUUGAAAAUCCACGCGUGGCAGCAGCCGCAAAAGCCAACCAAAAAACACCCUCGCCUCUCUCAAUCUACGAAAACUGCCCCGACCGAAUCACCGGCCGCUCUGCCCACGCCGAACUCCAAAAGGUCUGCCCAGGUCGCGUCUGGCGCUUCAUUGCAAUCAACAUCCCCUACUCGGAAUGUCUGUCCCACAGGGACCAAGUCAAACGCUUGAUGAGACCCCACAACACAGAGAUGGACCUGUCAAUCGCAUGUGCCUUGUACUUCGCAUCCCGCGGCCAAGGAGCAGCGAACUCAGACCCACUCUAUAUCCCUGAUACCCAGACGGAAGAUACCUCAGUCUACACAAGCACCUCUCGCGUCCUUCUGUCGGGCCUCGGGGCUGACGAACUCUUCGCUGGCUACGGCCGGCACGGUGUAGCCUUCAACCGGGGCGGCUUCGAGUCUCUCAUCGCAGAAAUUGAUCUCGACGUGAGCCGGCUUGGCUCACGCAAUCUGGGCCGUGAUGACCGCGUGCUCUCGCACUGGGGCCGGGAAACUCGGUUCCCCUUUUUGGAUGAGGAGUUCGUGUCUUGGGUUGUGCGUGCGCCUGUUUGGGAGAAGUGCGGGUUCGGGUUACCGGCGUCUGGGUCGGACGCUACGUCUGGUAUUGAUUGUGAGAAAUUGGCGCUGAGGCUUGUUGCUAUUCGGUUGGGCAUGGUGCGUGUUGCUCGGGAAAAGAAGAGGGCCAUUCAGUUUGGGGCUAGGACGGCGAAGAUGGAGACGGGGAGGUCGAAGGGGACAGAUGCGCUGACUUGA